UAUAGUAUUAUCGAAACACAUUUUUUUUCCACUAAAAUGAAUAAAGUUCAACGAUGUCGGAAGGCAAUUAAACAAUUAUGUUUUGCUUAUAUACCUCAAAUCAAUUUGUUAUUUAUUCGAAAUUAUAGUAUAAAAAAAGAUUUAAAUAUAAAUGUAACAAAAGACAAAAAACAAAGCGAGAAAACAGAAUCUGCUAAUUUUAAAGAAAUUCCUCAAUUUUCAAAAGAUCUCGAAGUUAAAAAUAAUCUACUAACUCCAAGACAGGAUACUUUCGCUUCACUACUUCGAAAUUCUAAAUUCAUAGAUCUAGGAAAUCCAGAAGGAAAAGUAGUAUUGGGAGAAAUUUUUCAUAUUGUUAAUAAUGAUUUAUACAUUGAUUUUGGAUGGAAAUUUCAUUGUGUGUGCCCAAGACCUCAAAAAAACUCAUUACAAUAUAAAAGAGGCUCAAAAGUCAAAUUAUUAAUAAAAGAUUUGGAAUUAUCAACAAGAUUUUUAGGUGCAUCUACAGAUUUAACAAUGUUAGAAGCAGAUUGUAUUCUUCUUGGUUUAGUGUAUACUUCAUCUAACAAAAUGAAAAUGUAGUUAUUAUUUUUUUAAAUAAAGGAGAAAAAUUUAAAGAUUAAGUUA
Apis mellifera (honey bee) is the source of this 627-nucleotide messenger RNA. RefSeq names its product 28S ribosomal protein S28, mitochondrial (gene mRpS28). The record is from RefSeq and is a predicted model, not a curated record. Gene Ontology annotation, cellular component: mitochondrial small ribosomal subunit. The transcript is spliced from 3 exons. NCBI's taxonomy places the organism in Eukaryota, Metazoa, Arthropoda, Insecta, Hymenoptera, Apidae. The coding region runs from base 37 to 582 and encodes 181 amino acids.